AUGGGUGUGGAUUAUUUCAUGAGGUGGCGAUAUGCACUUCUACUAGGGAUACUCAUUUCAUUUGUGCCAAAUAUAUGUCUUUGUGAGACGCUUGAAGACACAACUUCAGCGGUAGAAUAUAGCGUUAGUAUCAGCAGUAGCACUAGUGUAGGUAGAGAUAAGCAAAUCGAAGCUGAAGAUGACAGUCAUUCGUCAGAAACAGCGGCUAUUUUGGACAUAGCGAAUCAUUCCAGGGAGGCGUUAACACAAGAGGCAAAUUCACCAGAAUCGGUGGUUUUUAUAGGGGAUACGUCGGAUUAUGUGCCUGGGACUUCAUUGAGAGCACGAAAUCAGGACGAUCCAGAAGUUGGCAUUGAUUGGGAGCAUCCCUUGGAUACCUGGGACAGGGAAUACAGGAGGAUAAGAUUCAACAAUACCAGAGUCCAACGUGAGAAACAGCCAUAUCAAAUUCAUAAAAUCAAUUAUAUAUUUUCAGAUAUCGAAGCUGAAUGUCAAGACGAUUAUAUGAAAAUUCGAGUUGGAUUCAACGGAAGUUUCACUGGACUUGUCUAUUCAGCAGGUUACGCUUAUGAUCCCGACUGCAUGUAUAUAAAUGGUACAGGCCGAGACUAUUAUGAAUUUUUCAUUCAAUUGAACAGAUGUGGGACACUUGGAAAAAAUACGCAUACUGAAGAAAAUAAGAAGACGCCCACAUACAAUCCACUUAUAGAAGAAGAAUUCGACGAGCACUUCAAAGUUACCUGUGAAUACGGAUACGAUUUUUGGAAAACAGUGACCUUUCCGUUUCUAGACGUAGAAGUAGCAACUGGAAAUCCGGUGGUUUUCACUUUGACUCCACCAGAGUGUUACAUGGAAAUUCGUUAUGGAUAUGGGACUGCAGGAAACAGAGUUACAGGGCCUGUGAGAGUUGGAGAUCCUCUUACACUCAUUAUCUACAUGAGAAGCAAAUAUGAUGGAUUUGAUAUUGUCGUGAACGAUUGCUAUGCUCAUAACGGAGCAACAAAGAAAAUACAGCUCAUAGACGAGUAUGGAUGUCCAGUGGAUGAUAAACUGAUAUCGAGGUUUAGGGGUUCGUGGACAGACGCAGGAGUGUUCGAAACACAAGUUUUUGCCUACAUGAAAACCUUCAGAUUCACUGGUUCACCUGCACUUUACAUCGAAUGUUACCAAAUGGAUCCUCACAGUGUCUGCAUGAAGACAGGAUGGUUCUCUGCCCUUCUGGCUCUAGGUGGUGGAGCCAUGUGCUUGUUAGGUGGAGCCCUUUUAGCGACUUGUUCCAGAAUGAAAAAGGUCUCCAUUGACAAGGUACUGGCCAGUACCCAGUUCAACGGAUAUAUGAAUCAUAGGGGCAGCAUCAAUUGA
Phaedon cochleariae (mustard beetle) is the source of this 1362-nucleotide messenger RNA. The record is from the annotation of a GenBank genome assembly. NCBI's taxonomy places the organism in Eukaryota, Metazoa, Arthropoda, Insecta, Coleoptera, Chrysomelidae.